Messenger RNA from Xyrauchen texanus (razorback sucker), 4459 nucleotides. Its product is annotated as N-fatty-acyl-amino acid synthase/hydrolase PM20D1.2. Gene Ontology annotation, molecular function: hydrolase activity, acting on carbon-nitrogen (but not peptide) bonds, in linear amides; metallocarboxypeptidase activity. The transcript has 13 exons. The coding region runs from base 71 to 1639 and encodes 522 amino acids. Gene Ontology annotation, biological process: amino acid metabolic process. NCBI's taxonomy places the organism in Eukaryota, Metazoa, Chordata, Actinopteri, Cypriniformes, Catostomidae. The record is from RefSeq and is a predicted model, not a curated record.
UCAUCGGCGGGAAUAUUAGAUAAACAUGGACCCUGAUCAUGAAAUUAGUGUUAUUCUUACUUCCUGAAACAUGACAGGCCACAGCACUCGAAGGAACAUAUUUAUGUUUUUGAAAGUACUGCUGCUAAGUGUUGUAUUUCUGAUAACCGUUUUGUUUCUUGUUGCCGCCGUGAGGACAUUUACAUUUGAUGCGAACGCGGGGCUUCAGCUUGGAAAAUGGGAAAAUACAACCACCAUUUCUCUUCAUAUAAAUCCACAACAGAGAAAGAAUCUGCUGGCAAAUUUCAAAGCGGCAAUUCAGAUUCCCACUGUGUCAUUUACCGAGACAAAUCUGAACACCAGCGCUUUAGGUGAAUUUGACCUGCUGCUGAGGAGAGUCUUCCCAAAGAUUUUCUCAUCCAGCCUGGUCAAACAUGAGGUGGUGGGCAACUACAGCCAUCUGUUUACUGUGUCAGGGAGUGAGCCAAACCUGGAGCCGUAUAUGCUGCUGGCACACAUCGAUGUAGUGCCAGCUGAUGAGGCAGAUGGGUGGGAUGCACCUCCUUUCUCUGCAAAAGAGAUCAAUGGCUUCAUUUAUGGUCGAGGGACCAUUGACAAUAAACAGUCUGUGAUGGGGAUCCUUCAGGGGUUGGAAUAUCUGUUGGAGAAAGGCUACACCCCUCGGCGAAGCUUCUUUAUUGGUUUAGGUCACGAUGAAGAGGUGAGUGGUUUACACGGUGCAGUGAAUAUUGUGAAUCUGUUGAAGAGCCGUGGGGUGAAGCUGCAGUAUGUUUUAGAUGAAGGCCUAGCAGUGCUGGAUGGUGUCAUAAAUGGUCUGGAUGGACCUGCUGCUCUAAUAGGUAUCAGUGAGAAGGGCCAAGCCACAGUAAAGCUGAGUGUUAGUAGCGCUCCAGGACAUUCAUCCAUGCCUCCUAAAGAGAGCAGUAUUGGCAUCUUGGCUUCAGCUGUCAAAAGGUUGGAGGAAUGUCCAAUGCCAAGACUAUUUGGUUAUGGUCCUGAACGUGGCACAUUUGAACAUCUGGCACAUAAGUUUGGCUUGCCUCUCAGAUUCAUCAUGUCUAAUCUGUGGCUCUUCUCUCCACUGCUCGGCAGGGUGUUGGAGAGAAAACCUGACACAAAUGCUUUUGUGAGGACAACAACCGCUGUCACCAUGUUUAACUCUGGUGUAAAGAUUAAUGUAAUCCCAUCAUAUGCUGAAGCUUUCGUCAAUCUGCGUAUCCACUCAGUCCAGACAUUGCAGGAGGUUCUGGAUUUGAUCGAGUCCACCAUAUCAGAUAAGCGUGUGAAGGUAAAGUUGGUCAAUGGAUUUGACCCACUUCCGAUCAGCUCCUAUGAUGAGCAGUCAUUUGGGUUUCAGAUCAUAAAAAAAACGGUGCAGGGCAUGUUUCCACAGGUUACUGUCGCCCCUGGUAUCUGUGUUGGCAACACUGACAGUCGUCACUACAAGGACCUCACACGUGACAUUUAUCGCUUUGCCCCAUCAUGGUUCAAACCCGGUGAUCCUCAAAGAUUCCAUGGCGUGAACGAAAGGAUUUCCAUUCAGAACUACGAAGAGAUUGUGCUGUUCUACUUUCAGCUCAUCCAGAAUAAUGACAUCAGGAAGUUGCCAUUACCUCACAGUAGCCAGCAUGAGCUGUAAGUGUGGUGAAGUGUUGCUUACAGCAAUCUCUGAAAAGACCCUAAGCUGAGGAAGCUUUGCUUAUACAAAAACCACUAAAGAAUUACAAUCUGUAGAUAAUUACAAGAUCUAAAGGCUUUAAGGGUCUAAGUUUUUAGUCAUAAAGGUUCAUUCUUUCAGUCCUUAGCAAUAUUGAUUUUAAACAUAAACAAAAUACAAAGGCUUUUAUAUCUGUGUUUAUCUUUACUGACAUUAGGUAUUCAAACAGAACAAAUCUCUUUGUCACACCAACAGUUGCAUUUGGAUUCAUAAUUAUAAUAAAUAAUGUAUUCCUACUAUUCCUACCCAAGUAAUGGCCUGGUGUCAUCCACAAUUUGUAUUUUCAAUGCAAUAAGAUAAUUACUUAUACAACAUUAACACUGCGUUCCUCCACAUUAAUCCAGAGUCAUUUCAAAACGCAUCUUUUUCCAUACGUUUUGGCCUUCCGUACACACUGGGGCAGCGUAUUUGUCCAGUGAAAACUAAUUUUUACGAAAAUGCUCUCCCAAGUGGAUCAAUUUGAAAAUGUUGUCUUUGCAUUGUUGUAUGGACAGGGAAAACAGAGAUAUCUGAAAACGAUGAUGUAUUUGUUGUGAUGUGAUGCAGAGAUGUGAUCCAUUUAACCAAAACAAUCAAGAUGGCGGCCCUCGCUGUGCCUGCUUUGAUAGCAUUGUUAAAGAUAAAUGUUUCUUUGUACAAUCUUCACACUGCAUUCCUUCAGAUAUGAUGGGAAGUUUGAACCGCAAUUGCUGUCCUGGUGUCGUAUUGAUUUCUCAUUCCCUAUUAUGGCUAUGUUUAUGGACAGGUGUAAGGGUGGCCUUUAGGGAUGGGGACCAAUGACUCUCUACUGUGGUUAGGGUUAAGGGUGGGUGUAGUAGUGGCAGGGUUCGUACAGAUUUUUGAAAGUUUGGAAAAUGCUUGAUUUUCACAGUUAGGUUUUCAAGGUUUGAAAUAUUCUUGAAUUUUGAAUAUGUUCCUUGAAAAUGCUAUGAACCUUGAAGUGGGCUUUAGGGAUUGGGACCAGUCAAGUAGCAGGAGUAAGGAUCUAGUGUUUCAUGGCCAUGCUUAUGUAUUUUCUUUUUUUUUUUUGCAUGAGCAGUUGGGGAAUUUAAGCAUUUUCAGACAUUUCAGUGUGAUGAGCAAUGGAAAACCUUUGAAAACGGCAGUGUAGAUUGAGGGCAUUUCUAAACAAAUGAAUGUGGACAUAGUCUUAGUCUGUUGGCUGAAUGACAAAAUAAACAAAAGUAAACCACAUAGACCAUGACCAAAAGAUAGCCUAAAGCAACUAAACACUAGACGUUCAAUCAAAACAUUAGUCAAAGUCCAUACGUGAUUGUCCGCCAACACAUACACCUUACGAGCCAGCUGUAGAAAUUAAUCAGACAUGUCUGGGCAUUAUGAUCAUGAAUAAUUCAUUAAUGAGUGAUAAUUAGUUGUGCAUUAUUAUUUUUAUUGCCAAUGUGUUUAAAAGUGUUUUAGUGGGGGCAGGGGAGAAGGGGUUCAAAUGGACUUUGACAAAAUGACAAAUGCCAGCUACUGUAAGCUAUUUGCUGAGGAAAAUAAUACAGGUUGAAUAAAUAUCUUGCCAGUUUAUUUUGUUUAUGUGCUCUUCAAAACAUACUGUUAAUAUAUCUGACACACUAAUACAUUUUAGUAAAAAAAAAAAAAAUGCAUUGAUUUUGCUACGUUUACACCACUGCAAUGGCAUUUGCCUCCACUGAAAAUGGAGAGUUUUGAAAGCGUUCUUCGUAACUUCUUACUUUGGAAAACAAAAACGUACAAAAUCUGAAAACAAAGUUUUCAUAGAAAACUGAUGAGUGUGUACGUGGCCUUAGUGUUUUGAACCGACCUUCUGAACAGAGUGAUCUCAGACAUAACCUGAGCACUUUCUAUAGUUAUUAUUUACAAACGUUUUGCAUUUGUGCAGAUUUGAUUGAAGUUGAACUCUGGUACAUUUUCAAAUGGAUGCAGUAUGUUCCAAUAGAAGAUUAUAAUUACAUUAUCAAAGUUGAGACUGAAGUGCUAUUAUUAGUAAUAAAAUCAUCCAAAAUAGUUAAUGUUGUGAAAUGUUUAAAGUUUGGCUCUAUAAAUGUAUUUUUUGCCUCCUAGCUAUAAUUUUCAUCACAAAGCUGAUGCUAAAAGGAGGUAUGGUAUUGGCUGUUUGAAUAUUUACUGGAGCACUAUUACAUGCAUACCAAUGCACUUAUAAAUACCAAAAAUCAGUUUGUUCAAAAGAUCCAACAUCGCAAGAAACCCACUUUUACAUGAGAAUUGAAAUCAUUAGAUUAUUCUCUGCUUUUGGCAUCAUAAUGUAAACAGGUAUGUGUACAACACUUGUGCACAUUGAUGUAAGAACUCCAGUAAAGGUGUUUACAUGCAACGCAAAUUCAGGGUAACCGGUAAAUGUGUAUGAUCGUGCAUGUAAACGCUCAUUGUUACCUUGAAUCCCUACUUUUGUUUUGCACUAAACUGAUUUGUACUGAAAUAGAAAAUUACUGUAAAUGAUUUGCUUAAUUGAUCUUUCAUGAUGCAUAAUAAAGUUUUUUUUUUCUUGGAAACAUGUUGAUGGGUGUUUUCUAAAAAAUGUUUUAAGUGUAUGGCACAUUCUAACAAUUGUAUGUAUUUUAAAUUAUAUUUAGGCUUUUUUAAGUGUAAAAAUUAGCAAUAUCACAAGGCUAGCAAUGCAAUCCCACUCAAAAUGUGAAAUACAGUGCAUCUGGAAAGUAUUCACAGCGCUUCCCUUUUUCCACAUUUUGUUAUUACAGCCUUAUUCCAAAAUGGAUUAAAUUCAUUAUUUUCCAC